This is a messenger RNA of Ostreococcus lucimarinus CCE9901, 1917 nucleotides long. RefSeq lists its product with no specific name. The record is from RefSeq and is a predicted model, not a curated record. Bases 1 to 1917 code for a protein of 638 amino acids. Lineage: Eukaryota; Viridiplantae; Chlorophyta; Mamiellophyceae; Mamiellales; Bathycoccaceae. Gene Ontology annotation, molecular function: protein binding; DNA binding. The transcript has 3 exons.
AUGGAGGCGACGACGACGACGACGACGACGGGCGCGGGAGAGCGCGACGAAGCGCGGCGAUCGCUCGAAGCGCUCGGUGAACGCGAGUUUCUGGAUGAUUUGAUAUUGACGCUGAGGAAGGAUCCGGCGCUCGCGCGAGAGGUUCCCGAGGGCGUGGACUACUCGCAGUUCCCGCAGCGCACGGUGAAUGGUUUUAAACUGGAUUUGUUUGGGUUGUAUCACAACGUGUGCGCGCGGGGAGGUUUUCCCGUGGAGACGAAUGGGUCGGCGAGCAAGGUGCCGUGGUCGUGGAGCAAGGAAAUUUUCAAGGGCAUGGCGAACUGGACGGACAACCAUCGGUGCACGUCGGUGGGGCACGAUUUAAUCUGCAGCUAUCGCAAGUACUUGCUCGCGUACGAGCAGGCGCACCCGGAGGACGUCGACACGAGCGGCGCGCCCGUGGACGCGAACGCGGUGCCGCGCGGCGAGCAGACGAUUCGAACGCGCGUGGCGACUGGCGCGCCGCAACGACGACGCGCGGGCGAAGGCGGCGCGGGAGGGAGUGGACGCGGGCGCGGACGGCCGCGCAAUCCCGACGGCGGCGGUGGACGCGGGCGCGGGCGCGGGCGCGGGCGCGGGCGCGGGCGACCGCCGGGAUUGCCCUCGCGAGGCGGGAACAAUUUCAACUUUUCCAUCGGCAAUCGCGUGCGCGUGUACUGGCCGAGCGAUAACGAUUGGUACUCGGGGAUGGUCGUGAUGCAGGAGACGACGCCGGAGGGGGUGGUUUACAGUAAAAUUGAUUACGACGAUGGUGAUGAAGAAGUUUUGAAUCUUUCAAACGAGAUUUGUGAGUGUUUGGACGACGACGAAGAUGGAUUAGUGUAUCGCCCGAGACCGAGCUCGAGGCGAGGCGCGAACACGGGCACUCCUGGGCAAUUGGCGUUGGAGUACCAAGGUGGACACGAGCACGAGACGAUGCGGCAGCCGAUAUCUAUGGAAGAAGUCCUCGAGGCGAUGAAUCGUCGGGAAGCAGCGCGAGGUUUGUUUGAGCUAUCGGCGGAACCGCACGAGGCGCAGGAAACGUUUCGGCUCGGGUACAUGAUGGGCGUUCGUCGCGCCGCGUUCAAGGCGGUGGAUGUCAUGCAAACCAUGCUGGCGAGGGCGUUUCCCGAGGGUGAUCCGAUGCGGGAUUUGGUGACGAAAGAAGAUUUGCACAAGGCGGUGGUGGAUGGCACGUACGAGGCUGAUGCGGAGAGCGAGCUCGAGGAGGAACCGCCGGAGGAUGAAGCGAACGAUCCCAUUGAGACGAAGACGUACGAUCGCCCUUGGCCGAAAGAAACUAAUAUCCCCACGGAACAGGAAGUGUCGGACGAAUUAGAAGCCAUGCGCGCCGCUGCAAAAGAACGGCAAGCGCAAAUGCAGCAACCGCUCGACGCGGAUGGGAACCCAAAAUUGGUCUUCAAGGUGAAGCGAUCGCGCGAGUCGACGGACGAUUUAGUCGCUUCGGCGGAUGGCAAAGACGUCGCGAUGGACAAUGCUGACAAGCAAACGGAAGGAACGAAACCAGCGGUGGAGAUGACGACUGGUACUGAUCCCACCGGCGGAGAAGAUGAAGAACCCGACGCGAAACGCCCUGCGCCCGAAGACGCCGCCGCGAGCGCCACGCCGCUCGGCGACCAACGCCGCAUCGCCCUUAAUAAAGUCGUCAAUGUCGAAUACGGCGGCGACAAGACCGUCCUUCGCUGGCUCGACACCCACGGCUGGGGUCAUUACGCCGGUUCGUUCGCCGUCUACGGCGUCUCCCGCCGGACCCUGAACUACCUCUCGAUGACAGAUUUGGAAAACAUUCAAGUCGACGCGCCGGCGCGCGCGCAAAUGUUCAGAGCGCUCGAUCGCCGUCGCAAGCGCAACGAAAAGUACCGCUUGAACGGCACAUGA